UCUAAUAAAAUACAUAAUUAAAUGAGUAGAGUAAACCUCAUUGAAAAGAACUCUGAUUCUGAGUUAGUUCGUUAGGGAGAGGAAGAAGACUUCAAAAAUUUAUUUAAGCUUGAUAAUAUUCGAGAGGGUGUUUCGUUAGGACUGGUGUAAUAAUUAGGGGGAGAGUAAGGAUUGGCGAAAAUAUUUUAAGUUGAUUUGAAGGUAUUAUUUAAUUUAUAAGUAUAGAGAGGUGUACAAGACGAAGAACAAGCGAGUACCCUUAGAAACAGAUAUGGGGCUAAUUUACCUAUUGUAAAAGAAUUAACACCUUUAUGGAAAUUAAUAGUAGAGUGUUUGGGUGAUACAAUGCUGCAAAUCUUGAUUGUUGCUGCAAUUGUAUCAACCAUAUUGGGGAUUAUCGAGGGUGAGGGUGGAUGGUACGAGGGGUAAACUUAUGAUCAAAUAAGUUAGCUUAACAAUAUUUUUGGCAAUCUUCUUGAUCAUAGGAAUUACGGCAGGCAAUAACUAUGCGAAAGAGAGAUAAUUUGCUAAAUUAUAAUCAAAACUUGACGAGGGACACGUGUAGGUAAAGCGAGGAGGAAGUGUAAUAACAAUUAGCAAUAAGGAUCUUGUCGUUGGUGACGUCUUAUUGUUUUAAUUAGGAGAUAUUUUCAAUGUGGAUGGUGAGUAUAAAAUUUGAUUUUAGGAUUGUAUUUGAGUGGCAGUGAAGUGAAGAUAGAUGAGUCAGCAAUGACAGGGGAGUCUGAUGAAAUGUUGAAGGCACCAUUCGAUGUAUGUUUGAAGGAUAAGAAGGGCAAAUCUCCUUUUUUGAUGUCAGGAACUAAGGUUAAUGAGGGAACAGGAGUUAUGUUGGUUUUGUAAGGUAAUGAUAUAAAACAUUAAAUUAGUGGGCGAGAAAACAGUGCAGAAUGAAAUGAAGAGACUUGGUGAAAGUGAUAGUACACCAACUCCUUUGUAAGUGAAAUUAGAAGCAGUGGCAGAAACAAUAGGUAAAGUGGGUGUUAUUGUGGCAAUAUUAACAUUCGUAAUACUCCUGGUUCGACUAUUCAUAGAAUAUGGAUAGAAUGAUGAAUAAACAUUUUGGGAAUAAUUUUGGCAUCUUGAUUGUCUCCAAAAAAUACUUAAGUUUUUCAUGAUUGGUGUUACUAUUAUUGUUGUGGCUGUUCCAGAGGGACUACCUUUGGCUGUUACGAUCACCUUGGCCUUUUCUGUGAACAAAAUGAAAGAUGAAUAAAAUUUAGUUAAGACUCUUGCCUCUUGUGAAAUUAUGGGAGGAGUCAACAAUAUUUGUAGUGAUAAAACUGGUACUCUGACCUUGAAUACAAUGCAAGUCAAUUCAAUCUUUUGCUAUGGUUCUAAUUACAAAGACUAUCAGUUACUUUAGAUCAAAAAUCUAGAAAAAGAUUAUUUAGAUCUCUUAGCUGCCAGCAAUCUCUACAAUUCAAGUGCAUAUCCAAAAAGAGGCAUUAAUGGAAAGUUUGAAUAAAUAGGAAACAAAACAGAAUGUGCUUUGAUAGAGUUUUGUGAUAUGUUAGGUUAUUAACUUUCUAGUUAUAGACCAUCUGAUAAUAUACUGAGAGUGAUUCCGUUAAAUUCAAAGAGAAAAAUGAUGAUUUCUCUUGUUCAUCAUAAUAAUAAGAUAUAUUUGUUUACCAAGGGUGCACCUGAAAUGGUUUUAAAAAAGUGCUCUAAAUUUAUCAACUCAAAUGGAGAAGAGGCUAAAUUAACACCUUCAGAUACCAAUAACAUGUUAUAAAUAAUAGAAGAUUAUGCUAGUCAAGCACUCAGAACAUUAGGAAAUGCAUACAAAAUAUUAAAUUACCAUCUUGAAUAUGAUUUUGAUUCAAUACCAGAAGAAUAUCUUUUAACCGAUUUAACCUUAAUAAAUAUAGCUGGAAUUAAAGACCCUGUGAGACCAGAUGUUCCAAGCGCUAUUUAAUAGUGUUAUAGAUCAGGAAUAAUAGUCAGAAUGGUAACAGGUGAUAACAUUAAUACAGCAAAAGCUAUUGCAAGAGAUUGCAAAAUUUUAGGACCAGAAAGUGACUUACAUGAAUACGAAGCCAUGGAAGGAUCUUAAUUUAGAUAACUGACAGGAGGUUUGAAUAAAGUGAUUAAGGAUGGAGCUGAAGUACAAGAAGUCAAGAAUCUCUUGAAAUUUUAAGAAAUUGCAGUUCAUUUAAAAGUAUUGGCAAGAGCAACUCCUGAGGAUAAAUUUAUAUUAGCAACAGGAUUGAAAUAAUUAGAUAAUGUGAUUGCAGUGACUGGAGAUGGAACCAAUGAUGCUCCUGCUUUAAGAAAGGCUGAUGUCGGAUUUGCUAUGGGUAUCACAGGAACUGAUGUUUGUAAAGAUGCUGCAGACAUCAUUUUAUUGGAUGACAAUUUUAGUUCUAUCAUCACUGCAUGCAAAUGGGGAAGAAAUAUUUAUAAUUGUAUUCGUAAAUUCAUCUAAUUUUAAUUGACUGUCAAUGUUGUGGCUCUCUUUAUGAGUGUGCUUGGAGCAGCCGUAACAAAGGAGGCUCCUUUAACAAGUAUACAAAUGCUGUGGGUGAAUCUAAUCAUGGAUACUUUUGCAUCCUUAGCUUUGGCUACUGAACCUCCUAGUGAUAGACUGUUAAAUAGGAAACCUUAUGGUAAAAGAGAAAGCAUCGUCAAUUCAAUUAUGUACAGAACAGUAAUUGGAGCUAGUAUAUAUCAAAUUGCUAUUUUGUGUCUAAUCUUGUUUAUUCCAGAUAGAAUAUUUGAUUUCGAUGACUCCUUGGAUAAGGAAUACGAAGACAGACCAAUAUAGAGAUUAACGAUGUUCUUUUAAACCUUUGUUUUAAUGUAAAUUUGCAAUUCGAUCAGCUGCAGAAAAUUAGAUGAAGUAUCUCUUAAUCCUUUUAGUGGAUUAUUCAACAAUUCCUUAUUUUGGUUGAUAAAUUUAAUUGAAGUAGCAGUGCAAUAUCUGCUGAUUCUAUUUGGAGAUAAAUUCGCAGUUGUAUGUGAAUUAUCUGUCUGGUAACAUAUAUUCUGUUGGAUAUUUGCAUUGGGUGGCAUGAUUGUAGCCAUAUUUGUAAGGACACUGCCUUCUAGAUGGUUUAAUGGCAUCAAUAUCUUUGCAGAGGAGGAAAUUGAAGAAGAGAAAUUAGAUGAAACUAUUGCCAGUAAAUUACGUCGUAAGAGUAGUAUAAGAAUUGGAUCAGUGUAUGAUGAGAAUCACGAGAACAAAAGAUCAGUAUAAAAGAGACUAUCAGUCUUUAAAGAAUGA
This is a messenger RNA of Paramecium octaurelia, 3247 nucleotides long. Lineage: Eukaryota; Ciliophora; Oligohymenophorea; Peniculida; Parameciidae. The record is from the annotation of a GenBank genome assembly.